UGCCACUUGGCGUUAAAUAAAUAAAAUAAAAUAAUAUAUUUAAAAUACGGUGACCAUGGAGUCCGUGAACGCGAAACAAAUCGAUCCACGAAUGUUGUGGCACUCUUAUCGAUUUUGCCCCCGGUUGAAAAUAAAUUUCACCUAGUCACACAACAUUAAAACCUUUCGUGCUAUAAACAUCGGAGUCUCUCCUGUCUUCUACAUAAUAAAAAAAAAAUAUAUUAAAAAAAAAAACUAAAACUUACUUAUUAAUUUCAUUACAGUGAAAAUGGCUACGUUGAGUGAAAACAUAUUUAUAAACGCAAAAAUCGGUGGAAGUACUCGCGGAAAUUACGUGAUAACUCCAAAAAUUCCCGACGGAUUAGCCGCAGCUGUUGAAAGUUUAACCCGAGAAGUGAUUCGGCACCAUCCUCCGGAUAUUUACGUGUUUGCUGCCCAGCAUUUUUCAAACUUGCUUCAACUGCGUGACCAGAACUACCCGAAGAUCAAUAGACACCACUCACAGCCUGUUUUAUACGACUCUUCGUCUUCAUCUGUCUCAUCAAGCUGCCAAGUAACCCGUGAAUCUCCCUGCGAGUGGCAGCAGUACCAUUAUUAUCAUCAGCAAAAAACUUCAAAGCGGUCUAAUCCUAAUUAUUAUUCCCAGUAUGAAAGAACCCGCGACUUUCCCGUAGUGAUAACCGAGCACCAUCACCACCACCACCACCACCAGCGAAGAAAAUCCCGGGAUAUAAAGAGCCAGUCUCCAAGCGUGAUCAGCAACGACGAGAUGCUCGCCAAGGACAUCAAGACCAAGCUGAAGAAAAACAGAAUUAGCAGCCGCGAAAGAAGCGAAUCUAUGAGGAGCAACAAAGCAGUGACUACUUCAAUGACUAACUUGAGUAUGAACAAAGUUAAAGAUUAUGUAGUCAAUAAAUUUUCACAGUCUUCAAGCUUUGAUGAUCCUCCUAAUUACGUCUCCAAAGUCCAGGAUGUUAUCAAUGCAACUGAACCAAUUAUUAAUGAGAAGUUAAAAAUAUUCAGAGAAACUAAAUCACUUUCUCGACAGUCUACUCACAGUCAGACUCAAGAAUUUGAGAAUAAUUCUAAUGCUCUAGAGGCUAGGUUGAAUGAAACGCACAAUAUUCUAAAGGAUAUUUCAUCGUGUUUUCCAAUGAGGAGCAAUAAAAAUCGGCCGCAUUCUGCUGAGUUUGUAACUAGUGCAGCUAGUCGUCGUCGGAAGUAUAAUGAAGCUACUGAUGAAUUGGAGGCGAUGUUACAUGAGACUCAUAAUCUUCUGCAAGGUAUUUCAAGCAGUUUGUUGCAAGAAAAUAAUCUGAGGAAAUUCAAGCAAGAUCAUCUUCCUUCGGUUCAAUUUACUGCGGUUAAAGAUGCUGUCAAGGUUUGUGAUAAUAAGAGCUUGUUUGGUAGCUUUGCUCUUCCACCAGUUGUUACUACUAGUAGCAGCAGUUCUUCUGUUGCUAAUGAUGAUCAGAUUUUUAAAGUUGAAAAGGUUAGACAAGAUUUGACGCUUCCUGUUUUGAUACCUGCUGUUGUUGAUAAUAGUUGUGAUAUUGAAGAAGAAGCUAAAGAUGAAACUAAAAAUCAAGCUAAAGAUGAAGCUGAAGCUAAAAUUGAAGCUAAUGAUCAAACUAAAGAUGAAGCUGAAGCUAAAGAUCAAACUAAAGAUGAAGCUGAAGCUAAAAAUGAAGCUAGAGAUCAAAAUGAAGCUAAAAAUGAAGUUAAAGAUGAAGCUGAAGCUAAAGAUGAAGCUGAAGCUAAAAAUGAAGCUAAUGAUGAAGCUGAAGCUAAAGAUCAAACUAAAAAUGAAGCUAAAGCUAAAAAUGAAGCUGAAGCUAAAAAUGAAGCUAAAGAUGAAGCUAAAAAUGAAACUAAAGCUAAAAAUGAAGCUAAAGAUGAAGAUGAAGCUAAAAAUGAAGCUAAAGAUGAAGCUAAAAAUGAAACUGAAGCUAGAAAUGAAGUUAAAGAUGAAUCUAAAGAUAAAAAUGAAGCUGAAGCUAAAGAAAAAGAAAUUAAAGAAGAAACUUAUUAUAUUUUAACUGAAGAUAAUGAUAAGUCAACAAUUCCAAGUAAUAUAACUACAGUUAUAAUUCCGGACCGGAUUAAAUCAAAUAAUGAGCUAGAACUUCAGUCUGAUCCACUCUUAGAUUCUUUUGGAGAAGUUAUUGUCGCACAGCCGAUAGAAUCUGCGAUUUCUAUCAACGAUUUGGUGGAUCCAGAUGAUUUGAUGAUGAAGAAUAAGGUUCGAGUUAUUAAACAAGAUUUGCAGUGUAUAAAUGAAGAGGAAGGAGGUGAAGAUUCUCCUAGCAGUCGAACUGAAACUGGUGAUCAGAAAAAUCAAGUUGAGAUUGAGAGCGAUCAUGAAUUGAAAGUUAUUGAUUAUCAGAAAGAAGAAAUGACUUCUUCUGUAAAAGAAACGAGUGUUGAAACUGACCUAGGAUCACCGAAGAGUUUGGGCGGGAGAGGAGAGACCGAGCAGAGUAGCGGUGAUGGAGGAGAUGUCGGUGAAUCGAUUACUGACUUGGCUGAGUCGUCUUCUAAUGAAGCUAAAGAGACUACUGUUACAGAUAAUUGCACCACGGAGCCUCUGAUUCAAAGCCUGUCGCUGGACGAACCGGUGAGACCAUUUGUGCCUGAAUUGAACCUUGAUUCUCUUCAAGAUAUUACGGUGUCUUCAUUCAAGCUUACUCCGACUGAUGACGAGUCCGAGCAACCUGAAGAUAAUGAAAUUUCUAAUACUCUGAUUGAGAGUGGAGAUGUGUUUACUACUGCGACUGUUGAUAAUUCUAGUGAGAAGAUUGAAGAUGUUUGCUGUCUGCAGGUAGAAUCUGAUAAGAGUGAUAAAGAUGGAGAGGAAAUUUCUUUGGAGGUGGAGAAAGUGUCUGGGGGGUUUAAUGAUGAGAAGGUUGAUGAGGUUCUUGAAGAAUAUUCUGAUAAAGAAGACAAACAAGAGCCUGAUGGGGAAAAUGAUAUGGCGAGAUUUAAUAGGGCGCUGAUUGUUAUCCAAGCUGCUAUUCGAGGAUUUCUUGCACGUCGCCGGCGUCGUCAGUUGGAAAAAAUUAAAGAAGAUAAUUUAAUCAGUAGUAUUUUGCUGGCUGAAGAUAAUACAAUGACUGAUGAUGAAGACGUCAGACAACCCUUAGUAAUUGUCGAGAUCGACGCAGCAGAAAGUCUAUCAGAGUCCCGGGAUAAAAUCGAAGAAGAAACCCAGGAGAAUUCUCUCCAGUCGCGUGAUCUUCGAAAGCGACUCCACCGAGAAAACGCAAUGCAAAAAACCACGACAAUGUCUACAGAAACUUCGCCCGUGGAUAUUCCUAGUAAUGAGCAAGACUAUGGGUUGCAGCACACCGGAGAAUUCCACGACUGUAUCGUUCUACCCGCUGAUGGUUUCGACUCGCUGAUGAACAGCAGCACAUUUUACCGCCGUCAUCCUCGGUACGCUGGGAAGAAUACCAGCGAGGAUCCAAAAGAAGAUCAUGACCAGGAUGAAAAUGACGACUCUUCCGACGACAAUCAGGUUCUUAAAAACUGGACCCAAGAUGGGCACAAGACAAUUACUGAUCGCCAUGAUGAUCAACAAAUUAAUAAUCAUAUUAAUCAUGGUAGUACUGAUACUGGUAAAUUUACCGCAAGCAGCAGUGUAAUUAUUUUAAGUAACACCACUCCAAUCAUUCCACCAACAAUUGGCUUCCCACUUUUUGAUUUUGGAUUAAACCCACUCACUCAGUCACACAUGCCAGGAAUUUACAAUUACAAUUACGUUGACAAUGAUUUAGGCGUUAAUAUUAAUAAUAAUAAUAAUAAUAAUAAUAAUAUUGCUUCAUCGCCAACGAGUUUGGAUAAUGAUUCUUUAACUAAUGAGGGAGUAAUUAUUACUGAAGAAAUCAAUGAGCCAGAAGAAGAUAAUCAAGUUGAAAUUAUUAAAGAAGAAAUAAAAUGCAAUGGUGUUAAUAAAAUUUGCGAAGAACCGGAGGAACAUCAGAAUAUUAAACCAUUGAAGUUAUUAAAUGGUAAAAAAGAUGACCAAGUUCUGAAAUGCGGUCUAGGAAACUUGUCAUCUAUUUUUGAUCAAUCUAUUAUCAAUCUACCUGGUCCAAUUCCUACCAACGUGCCUUUGGCUUCGCCGAUUAGCAUCAAACUUCUAGAAAACAAUUUAUUGAACGUUGUCUUUGGCAAUGGAAACUCUAUUCCUAUUACACUGAUGCAGAAUAUUCCAACGAAAGAGUCUCUGCUUUACACUAACGGCAAUCACCACCAUGAAGAUGAUGAAGUUAAAAAUAAAUUGUCUUAAUUUU
Messenger RNA from Cotesia glomerata, 4295 nucleotides. Its product is annotated as myosin-10-like. Lineage: Eukaryota; Metazoa; Arthropoda; Insecta; Hymenoptera; Braconidae. The transcript has 3 exons. The record is from RefSeq and is a predicted model, not a curated record. The coding region runs from base 269 to 4291 and encodes 1340 amino acids. Gene Ontology annotation, molecular function: protein binding.